This is a messenger RNA of Owenia fusiformis, 3038 nucleotides long. NCBI's taxonomy places the organism in Eukaryota, Metazoa, Annelida, Polychaeta, Sabellida, Oweniidae. The record is from the annotation of a GenBank genome assembly.
AUUCAAUAUGAGGGAUCAGGUAUCUUCAUCUCGGUUACCUGUCAAUAGAUCUGGUUGAGGCACUUAAACAACCAGUCUGUAGCGUAGACGCUGCUUCAGUCUACAGCCAUGGAGCCAAAGAAAAACGGGAAUAAUCUAGAAUCGAAAGACAGGACCGGAAAACAAGGGAAAGAAACUCAGGAAGACAUCAAGAAUUUUGCCGAAACAACCAUGAACGAAAUGCUAGGUUGGUAUGGCUAUGAAAAGAUCUGCAGUGGAGAGACAGAAAAACUAAACCUGAACCGCUAUGAACGUCCUGACGAUGAAUCUGAUUCUGAAAAUGAGGCUGACUGUGACGUGCCACGACAGAGAAUUCAAGUUAAAGAUGGCGCCAGUAGAGAUGUAGAUGUUACAGAAGAUGGGAGGAAGGAAGAAGUGCGUAAAGGGACCUCAGACUUGGCCACUCAACACCAGAAUUUAGUAUCUGCUCUAACCAAUGGAAUUGUCACUGCCCAUAAGAAUGCACUUGAUGGAAGCCGUUAUGCCUUGUGUAAUUGGUGUCAGAAGUUUGGGGUCACUCUGUACUCCCUGAAAACCACAAAUGGAACUAAGAAAUUUUGCAGCGAAGAUUGUUUUACGCAAUGUAGACGUGCAUCAUUUAAAAAGAACAAAAUAUGCGACUGGUGCAAACAUGUGCGUCAUACUGCAGACUAUGUCGAGUUUCAAGAUGGCGAACAACAAUUUCAAUUUUGUAGUGAUAAAUGCUUAAAUCAGUAUAAAAUGAACAUUUUCUGUUAUGAGGCCCAGGAACAUUUGAUUCAGAUGCAGUCAAAAUUGGAAACAGAGAAAAAAUCAAUGCCGAGUCCUAAAAAACAAGGAAAGGAGGUUCUCAUAACACCUGAUUUAUGGACACAAUCCAAACAGGAUAAAACUGUUGCACAAUCGCAUCUCAUGAUUGAUGAAGCAGAAAAACCACACAAUGCUUAUCCUGAAGACAGGAUAAAAUUGAGGAAUCAUGAUCGUAAGAGAGCAAGAUUACUUGAAGCCCCCAUAUUAGGGCAUGAAUCAACUUCGACACCACAAUCUGAAAUGGACAGUCGUGCAUCUAGCCUCUCACCAGCGACAUCAGAUGGGUCGUCAAUUUCCCCCUUGAGUCACAAAUUAUUAUCAAGUUUACGUGAUCUCCCGGGUGGACAUGGAAUGUUACUGAAGGAAGCUCUCACCAGUUCCCGACCAACUGUGGUGCGUGCGCCGCUCAGUGGUAACAGUAGCACUUCAGCAGCUGUCUCCCCAGCCCAAGCCAAAACUCCAAACCAGAGACCUAAUGGUACUUCCACACCUCCUCUGAUACAGAUCCCCGCAGGAAACAUCCCACCCAUGUUUCUACCCCCAGGUAUGCCUAUGCCUGGGUUACCCUUACCCCCCUAUCCUUACCCUCCAUACCCGUGUCCUCCAGGCAUGCCAGGAUUCGCACCUCCACCAACACUUAUGGUGCCGUUCCCAUUACCUAUACCAAUACCUAUCCCAAUCCCUGUGCCUUUCCCAGUGAAAGAUGGGAAGCCUGUCCUCCUGCCUGAGUUCUCCAGGCCCAGUAGAUGUAGCAGUAGCAGCAGUGAAGGACAUACCCAGAAGCCCCCACUCAGUAGUGAUAUAGAAAUCGUUAGAACGAACUAUUUAAUCAAAGAACCAAACACUACCAGCAAGGACUAUCAGAAUCAAAAUGAGCGAUCCCCGUCUAGGCAGAAUGACUGUUCCCCACCUAUGUAUAUUGAUCGGUCCCUAUCUAGACACAUUGAUCAAUCAUUUCAAAGAAGGAGAGAGCAAUCAACAGAAAGGCAGCAUGAUCGGUCCCCCUCUAGGGAAAGAGUAGAGGUUGUUGAGAGACACUAUCUUGUGUCACCAAGGUCAGACAACCAAUCUCAACCUUCUCCGUUAUCUAGUCCAAAUAGCAUGAAAUUGAGAACCGAGCCCUGUAACACACAAAAUUCAACUGUAAGUAGCAUGGACUAUUAUGAAAAUGAGGCCAUGGAUUUGUCACAAGAUAAAAAACGUCCAUCACUACCUGAGCGCCCUCUAUCUAAUAGCAGCUCCAUGGGUAGAUUGAGCCCACGAGUAAGUCCCAGAGUUUCCUUUUUGAGUGAUGGUAAAAUGGUACCACAUGGUCUUGUACUACCUAUAAUUACACCCCCUGCAGCCCCUGAUGUCAAACCUGAGCCCCCCUUAGUUGUUGUAGAUACACCAUUGAAGCCACCCUUGGACAGUAAAUACUCCUCAAGGAGAGGUAGAAUACUUGAUGCCCCACAGGUUCCCCCUAUAAAGAAGCGCAAUCGAAGCCCUUCACCAGAAAGACAUCACUAUCGUCACGAUUUCAGAUCUGCAGCUUACCCGAAACGAAAGUGUUUCAGACCGAAACUAAACAAAACCAAAGUUCUAGUUAGGAAUUAGAUAUGGUGUUUAUCCCAUAUUGCCUCUCUAAGAUAUACCACAAAAAUAUUCUAUUUAAAUUUAUUUAUUAACACUCAAUUAUAAUGAGCAUAAAUUAUAAAUAAUGCAUUUGUAAAUUUCACAUGUUUUGAGCUCAUGUAACAAGAUGAAUUCUUGAAAUUGUGAGGUAAAGUAAGAAAGUAUACAACACUUGAUUUACAUUUAGGUGGGCAGAGAGCAAUGAUUUGACGUUUAAACAUGUAUUCAAUGUAAAGAUUGCAUGUUAAGGGACUAUGUCAGUGAUCCAGAUAACUAAUUCUACUCUCUGCCUUCCUUAAGAAAGUGUAAUAUUAUAUCAUAUUGUAAUUAGAUAGGCACUAAACAUGACUAUAAAAACUCAAUACUUGUGAUAAUGAAACGACAUGAGUGUAUUUUUUCUUAUUCAUUCAACUGGUUGUUACAUACUUGUAGCUCUAUAUUUCUGACAUGUAAUUCUGCCUUCUGUAAGACAGCCAUUUUCACACAUGAUUGAUGACAUACAUUGUACAAUUUCUCAGCUUUUUACCAACAUAUUUGUUUACAUGUGUUUUUAAUUCUUGGAAAAUAAUUCUGCUUGAUAUUAGCGGGGGCCACCA